Molecule: messenger RNA, 468 nt
Organism: Capsicum annuum
Lineage: Eukaryota; Viridiplantae; Streptophyta; Magnoliopsida; Solanales; Solanaceae
Exons: 1
Coding region: 1-468 (155 amino acids)
Source: RefSeq, a predicted model, not a curated record
AUGUCACUAUUUCAACUGGUCUAUGGAAAAGCAUACCAUUUGCCAAUAGAGCUGGAGCGCAAGGCCUUAUGGGCACUCAAGAAUUUGAAUCUAAAUUGGAAGGAGGCGGUAGAAAUGAGAUUAGGGCAACUGAAUGAGAUGGAUGAAUUCUAUCUUAGGGCAUACGAGCGAGCAGAUUUGUAUAAAGAAAAAAUAAAAAUGUACCAUGACUGGAAGAUAGAGAAACGAGAUUUCAAAAGAGGGGACUUGGUACUUCUGUUUAAUUCUAGACUUAAAUUGUUUCCAGGAAAGCUGAAAUCUAAGUGGUCAGGCCCUUUUAAGGUAAGCCAAGUCCACUCCUCUGGAGUAGUGGAGCAUGAAAAUAAAGAUGGCAGUACCUUCAAGGUAAAUGGGCAAUGGGUAAAGCUUUACAUUGGACUAGAAGAAUCAGUUAAAAGCAUCACAAUUAUUUCUCUUGAUCAAGUCUGA